UCCCGCGUGCGUGUGCUUAGAAAGCGCACCGAAAGUUUGGGAGUUUCGCUUCAGUAGACUGAGUGUGUUAACGGGACGCUCCGGCGUUCAGCGAGUGUUGGCCGGUGUUUUAUGCUCAUAGACACGCGUGAGAAUCUCUCACAGUGGACGGGGGAUUCCUUUAUAGCGUUUUUAUUUUGUUCUAAAUUGGAUCACAUGCGUAAUGACACGAAGUGAAACAUAUGCAUCACAACCGUAAGGAGACUGGACAGUGUCUUUCUUGUGGACUCUUCAUCUGUGGUUUACCAUUUGUCUGGAAACUAAAGUCUUUGACUUUUCAUGGAACAUACUUUGGUGACACCCAAAAACUGGAAGUGAAAUUCAUGGCCACCAUCCCUGUCCCGCCACCCUCGAUCCCCCCUCCCCCUCUCCCUCCCCCUCCCCCUCCUCCUCCUGUCUCAGCCAGCGGUCUGACCCGAGCCGACUCUGGUCGCAAACACCGGCUUCGCAACCUCAACUGGGAGCGGAUCCCCAAAGAGCGUGUGGAGGGCCGUAAGAGCGUUUGGACCGGCUCUCUGGAUGAGGACUGCGAGCUUUCCAUUGACCUGAACUCUCUGGAUGAACUCUUUGGGCAAAAAGAGGCUGACAAGCCCGACCGGGUCAGCGGCUUCCGGCGUAGUUUACGGCAGUGCGGGUCUCCACAAGAGACGAGUGUGGACAAAGUUACGCUGCUUGACUCAAAACGCAGCAUGAAUGUUGGGAUAUUUCUGCGGCAGUUGAAAAUUGCUGCUAGGGAGAUUGUGGAGGAUGUGAGACGAGGGGUCGGAGAGCGUUACGGAGCCGAGAAACUGGCAGAACUCUGCAAGCUGCUGCCUGAUAAUGAAGAGGAGGCCAGAUUGAAAAAGUUCAUCGGUGACCGUAGUUUACUGGCAGAGCCGGAUCUCUUCAUUCUCUCUCUGGUGGAGUUACCCAGCUUUCGCAUGCGUCUGGACGUCAUGAUCCUCCAGCAGGAGUUUGACCCUGCGGUGACCUCUCUCUGUGUGGCGGCCAGAUGUCUGCGGGAGGCUGCUCGAGAGCUGCUGAGCUGCCCGGAGCUGCACUACAUCCUGCGACUGGUGCUCAAGGCGGGAAACUACAUGAACGCUGGAGGUUAUGCUGGGAAUGCUGCAGGAUUCAGGAUUUCCUCUUUACUCAAAUUGGCCGACACCAAAGCCAACAAACCAGGCAUGAACCUCCUCCAUUUUGUCGGCGUGGAGGCUGUGAAGAAGGAUAAAGACUUGCUGAUGUUUCCCAGCCGCUUGAGUCACGUCGGUCCAGCUUCAAGGUUGUCAGAAGAGUCUGUGGUGGAGGACCUUUCUCGACUGCGAAGCAGAGUCGCUGAACUCCGAGUCAGAGCUCAGUCUGAUGCUGAAAUCGAGCAGCAGACCAGAGCAUUUCUAGAGGUUGUGGGAGUGAGGCUGCAGGAAGCUCGGGAUGAGCUGGAAAGCUUACAGAGGACCAGUAAGGCACUUGUGGAUUUCUUCUGUGAAGAUGACAAGUCCUUUAAACUGGAGGAGGCCUGUUAUAUCUUCCAUUGCUUCUGCCAUCGCUUCCAAAGAGCCGUGCUGGAGAACACCGAGAGGGAAUUACAAGAGCAGCGGCGUUUGGCACGUGAGCGUGAGAAUGUGGAAAGGCGUCGAUCUCUGGCUCUGUGCACCGGACUGGAAGCGGAGCGGGAGUCUUCUGAGCUGGAGCACGCGCUGCAGAGGAGCUUGAGUUACACGGGGAGCCGCCGCAGCCUGCGCAGGCUCUCGCAGUACUUCUUCCGCUCCGGUGAGAGAAAUAUGAAAUCUAAUAACCAACAGCACUGCGAAUCAGAGGGUGGAGACCGUCAUGUUCUCAAUCUCUGCAGAGAAUCAGAGCUUAGGCAUUCGCUACAAAAGAGUGAUGCAGACUCUGAGGCAACUAAACAAGGCAUAAAUAAGUUCAAACAAGUUCUGCGUUUAAACACAGAUUCAACGUGUGACCUGCAGCGAGAUGCAAUGGCUUCCUCAAACGCCGUGAAAAGCCAUUCUAGGUUGAAUACAAGGACAGUCCCCAGCGAUAACGCUUUUGUUGCUUUGGGAAAAACAAGUAUCAUGUCACAUCAGCAGGGGGCAGUGAAUGUCUUGCCGCUCACAGGACUAUCCCCUGACAAAGUUUUGAAAGUUGAGAAACUGGUUCAAGACGCCUCUGAAAGGCUGACGCAGAUAGAGACCGAUACCUCGGCGGAUGCUAAGAAUAAAGAGUGUGUAAAUGGCAAAGAGGGAGUAACACCACAGACAGAAGCCAAAACAGCCACUAGUCUGUUAGGAGAGACGUGGCCAAGUGCAUCUUCUCCUCCUCCUCUAUCCCAGGAGCCCUGUAGCCCAGAAAGAGAGCACGUUUACCCGGGGAUUGGCGAGACGCUGGAGUGCCACACCCUAGUGAGGGCCCUACGCUCCUACGAUAGCCUUUCUCCAACCAUGACGCGGCCGACCACCAAUCACUGCUCCAAAUGGAAGAAAGAGCGGGAAGCCGAGGAGCGAGAUGGUGCAAACUCACCGCAUGCCAAGGAUGAUUCCCGUCUAGUAAAGACACCUACUCGAGGACCAACCAAAAGACUGCUGGUACAACGAGGAGGGCCCUCCAACAGCAACGGGAUCCCAAGAGUGCGCACAAAGGCAGAACUAACUCCUGCCGACGGCUUGUCAGCUAGUCAGGUGUCGCGUCCUUCCCCUACACACCCCAAGUCCAUUCACACAUCGCUAGUAACGCGCUUCGCUGGCGUUCAAAAUGAACUCAAGCACAGCGGUAGUGCACCCCAGAAGCUGAACACACCAUGUGAUACGGGGAAACAAAAAGGUAACGCUACUGAGAAGUUGAACCAGGAUAAGGACAAGCAUGGCGAGCAGUUUGUAAGGGGCUCGCCACUUCGUGUGUCCAAACGGCUUGCGCCCAACUCUGAAUUCCAGACUCUCCACACCAUACACUCUCCCACCGCUGCUACAACUGCAAAGACAAUCCGAACAGCCAUCAUAAGUGCAGCCAAAGCCAAGACAAACAAGACCCCAGGCACCAGAAUCCCAGGGCCUAAAAUUCCCAAACCGGCUGCCCAACCCAUGUGGAGAUAAUAUCUGGUACUCUGAGUAGCGGCUUGAUGAUGUUAUCUGCGUUUAUUAUAACAUGUCGUAAACUAAUUUAAUACACGAGAAGGACUUUAGUUGCUGGAUGUCAAGGGUUUUGUGUCAAUGGUCAACUCAACCUGCAGAAUGCCAGUAAAUAAAGGAGCCAUUCAUUGGGUCUGCCCAGAAUUGACAGUCUGCAGGGCACUGUAAUGGAUCCGAGCCGAAUGACUGCUACUUUCAGAGCUCUUCGCUGAUUCAGGUCACUGCGAGUUUGGCCUCCCAUUUCAGGACUUUGAUGGAAACUGUCAGGAGAGUCUCGUCCAGCACUGUCUUUAGCUCUACCUCAGAACACUCGAGUGCUCCGUGCAGGUUACGGGGCACAUCGGAAGGAUUCCUACCAGAAACUUCUUUCAAUAUGAGUUUUGUUUGCGACGUCGAAAUGAACAGAGCUGCCACAGUCAAACAGACCACAGUAAGUGACUGAACUCUCAUGUCACGUGGGUUAUUGAUUUUAACUUGCCCUUUGAUUCAGGUCAAAUUGACUGUUUACUUGAGUUACGGUACAAAAUAAUGAUGCAGAACUUCAUUUAAAAUCAUGUAUGUAAUAAUUCAAGAUCCCAAAGCAAAUGUGUUGAAGUAAAUUGUGUGUGCGGUGUGUGUCCAUUUGUACAUGUUGGGUUCCUUCAACUCUGAUGCACUUUACAGACGAAAGAGAGAUUUGGCAGAAACUGUAUUUGUGGUAAUAUGCUGUACAUUUGUUUUGUUUAUAUAAAAUGUUAAAUUAACAGAAUCAAAGACAGCUGCCAUUUGUAAUAUGCAUAUUUGUAAAUAAUGAGAAUUUGAA
Sinocyclocheilus grahami is the source of this 3948-nucleotide messenger RNA. It is a transcript of the gene fhdc2, whose product is annotated as FH2 domain containing 2. Bases 222 to 3110 code for a protein of 962 amino acids. The transcript is spliced from 12 exons. Lineage: Eukaryota; Metazoa; Chordata; Actinopteri; Cypriniformes; Cyprinidae. The record is from RefSeq and is a predicted model, not a curated record.